GGUGGUUCUGAGUAUCUGCACACCUCCUCUCUCAUCAUACCAUGACGGACACCUUUGUCAGUACCUGGAAGCUAGUGGACAGCAAGAAUUUUGAUGACUAUAUGAAGUCCCUCAGUGUGGGUUUUGCCACCAGACAGGUGGCUAGCAUGACGAAGCCUACCACAGUCAUCGAGAAAAACAGGAAUACUAUACUCAUAAAGACAUACAGCACCUUCAAGAACACAGAGAUGAGCUUUCAGCUGGGAAUGCAGUUUGAUGAGGUAACAGCAGAUGACAGGAAGGUCAAGUCGAUCGUGACACUGGAUGGAGGCAAACUUGUCCAAGUGCAGAGGUGGGAUGGGCAAGAGACUCUGCUUACAAGGGAGCUGUGUGAUGGGAAGCUCAUCCUGGCAUUCACCCAUGGCACCAGAACUUACAAGAAGGAGGCAUGAUGCUCCUGCACUGUGGCUGACUGUUCCUCUGCUAACUGGCUACCCUUUGACUCAGCACCUCAUGCCUCAUUUUUUUCCCUCUGGUGUUUUGUAUAAAUACACUUGGGUUGGGAUUUUUUUGGAGAUGGGGCACCAGUCUGAAUCCCAGUUCCCAUUGUGUAUGUGGCUUUAUUCUUUAAAACUGUAUCCAAAGGUUGCUCUGAGGUCAAUAAAGCAG
Messenger RNA from Peromyscus maniculatus bairdii (prairie deer mouse), 648 nucleotides. Lineage: Eukaryota; Metazoa; Chordata; Mammalia; Rodentia; Cricetidae. The record is from RefSeq and is a predicted model, not a curated record.